GCGAUGAGUGAGUGCAGGUAUUCAUGCGAGAGUGCUUGGGAGACCCGAGCAUGGAUGAACGAUAUCAUCCACUUCCUCACGCCCUACUUCCCCUUAAUCAAUGCACACGUCGUCAAUUUCUUUAAGGAUAGGCUAUGGGAGAAUGUUAACGCCGAAUGGAUCCAUUGCCUUCGCAAAGAACCAGUUCCCAAUCUUCUCUUGGUUCCUUCUGGUUUAGUACAGUAGCUUGGUGCGUUCGAUGUGGUCUCGCUGGCUCUAUUGGUGGAUCAAUGGCCAGCUUCUCUCAAGGAGUUCAUCCUAAAAUUAAGGUCUAUGGUAUUUUGUCAGAAUCAAGCCGAUAUAAACGUGGCAUUACCUGGUAUAAAGAUGACUUCUCUUAACAGUGUUCUUGCCCAGGGUAUGAAUGCAAAGAAAAGACAUGAAGUAGAAGUUCUUUCUGCUGUCGUAAAUACUGUUGCAGACAGUGUGAGAGCCCAUGCCAUUGUUGAUGUUGGUGCUGGUCAGGGUUAUCUUGCACAAGUACUUGCCUUUCAAUAUCAGCAUCCUGUCCUUGCUAUUGAUGCAUGUUCUCAUCAUGGGAAGGUUACUGAUGCACGGGCAGAACGAAUUAGAAAGCACUAUACAUCACAGAUGGUAAAAUCUGGAUCAGGUAUGCGGAGUUUGAAUGUGCCGAAGACAAUCACAUGUCAUGUGUUGUCCAUUGACACAUUAAAAACCUUGGUUGAAACAUCUUUGCCUGGAGAUGAUGUUGAGCGAUCCAGGUUAAAGGGAGAAAAUCAAGAAGAUCAAGGGCAACUAGAUUGGCUAAGUGAUGCAAACAAAAAACCUUCAACUGUUCUUGCUGGGCUUCAUGCCUGUGGUGACCUUUCGGUGACUAUGCUGAAAACUUUCUUAGAGUGCAAAGAUGUUAAAGCUGUUGUUAGUAUCGGUUGCUGUUACAAUUUAUUAUCUGAAGAAUGGAUUAAUGAUGGUGAAUCUCAGUGUGGGUUUCCGAUGAGUUGUGCUUUAAGAUCCACUGGUUUAUCACUUGGAAAAAGUGCACGCGAUCUUGCUUGCCAGAGUGCAGAGAGAUGGAGGAGCCUGGACACACAUGCUGGCAUUCACAACUUUGAGUUGCAUGCUUUUCGGGCAGCUUUUCAAAUGGUUCUUUCUAACUAUUAUCCAGAAGUCAUGAUGAAUACUCCUUCAAUUGGGCGUAAAGGGAAGGCUCUUCGUCGGCGACAUCAGAGUAGAUCCGCCAUGAGACAAAAUUUUCCUCCCGUAGUGCCUUUGGAAUCAGAAACUGAAGGGAUUUUUGGCUCCGCAUCAGAAAUAGUGGCCUUGCCUAGUGAAAUUCCUUCUAAUGAAAGGGCUGGUUGUGAAGGGAUUAAAUCCGAUGAUAAAUUUUUGCAUUUUGAGAAUUUCUGCCAGUCUGGAUUGUCUCAUCUUGGAAUUAAACAUUCACAUGAUAUAAACCUUCAAGGCACAUGGAAGGAAGCUGAACCAUUUGCUGACCUUAUAGGACCUUAUUGGACUCUCAGAGCUGCUUUAGGGCCUCUAUUGGAAACUCUUAUUCUGCUUGAUAGAUUAUUGUUUCUUCAAGAGCAAGGUAGUGUGUUGGAAGCCUACUUAUUACCAAUAUUUGACCCAACCAUAUCCCCAAGAAAUGUGGCCAUAAUUGCAAAAAAGAUUGACGAAGAUUGAAGAUCCUCCUGUUACUGAAAGGAUACAUCCCAGUGUUUUCUUUUACUUCCAAAAAACAAAGGUGUGAAGCUAGACCAUGAAACAUCUGUUUCAAGGUUGAAUAUGACUAAGUAUUGCUUGGUUGGAGUGGAGGUUCUUUAUAAGAUCCUUUUUCCUGGUUGGAUUAUUUUUCUGUCACAUGUUGAUAUUAUUAAAUUGAUUAAACCAUAUAAAGGACCUGUAUUGCUCUCUCUACUCCAAUGCUGGACUUCCUUGUGAGUGGAGUUGAUUCUCAAAGGUCCUCUCAAGUUUCAAGUGAAGAAGGUCAAAUCCACAAUGAUGCUGCAAUCAUUUAAUGCCCUGCUUUCUUGAUUCACCAAAUCCUCUUAGGUUAAGAUCAAUUAUAUGGUACUAAGCCACAAUGCUGCUAAACUGUCAUGAUUCAGUUGCGCUGCUUCCCUCUGUCCUUGUCGGUAAGAGGUUGUUACUCAGGGUCCAACAUCAUGAGAUGUUACUUUGUUAUCGUUAAUCACAUGUUUAGGGUUAUUUGUAUUAAUUAUUGAGCUUCCAGCAUAUUGGUAUACUAUUCUUUUUGUUGUCUUUCCGCUUUGGGCAUGAACUUUUUUUAUUCUUUUUACCGAAUUACUACGGUGUUGAGUGUUCUCAAUAGAUAGUGCUAGAAGUAAUUCUCAAUAGUAUGUGCUGAAAACGUGAAAUAGAUGUUGGGCUCAACGUGUGGUCCGUCAAGAAGCUGUUAGUUUGGCCCAAAGCCCAAACUCUUCAAUAUUGUUGCAUUUCUUUUGUGUUCUCAAUAUAUGUUACUAGAAGUAAUUUUCAAGGUAUUAUGUUAUAUGUAGGGAUUGGGUCCUUCGAGAAGCUGAUAAUUUGGUCCAAACUCUUUUUUGCUGUUGCAUUUAUUUCCUAUUAAUUUAUUUUCUCGAGGUUUUAAUAUUGUACUCACUAGGAAGUAAUAUUCUUUGUAAAAUAGGGUAUGGUACAUGAAAUCGUAUUUGCUUUAUUCUUUCGCUCUUUCAUUCACUAAUGAUGAUUAUCUGCUGUUUAAUCAGUAGUU
This is a messenger RNA of Abrus precatorius (Indian licorice), 2734 nucleotides long. Its product is annotated as methyltransferase-like protein 25. Bases 313 to 1683 code for a protein of 456 amino acids. Lineage: Eukaryota; Viridiplantae; Streptophyta; Magnoliopsida; Fabales; Fabaceae. The record is from RefSeq and is a predicted model, not a curated record. The transcript is spliced from 13 exons.